Lycium barbarum (goji berry) is the source of this 2352-nucleotide messenger RNA. RefSeq lists its product as uncharacterized. The transcript has 4 exons. Lineage: Eukaryota; Viridiplantae; Streptophyta; Magnoliopsida; Solanales; Solanaceae. The record is from RefSeq and is a predicted model, not a curated record. Bases 1 to 2352 code for a protein of 783 amino acids.
AUGCCUUAUGCUGGUUCCAACUGUAAUGGAAAAAUCUGGUUCUUUGUUCAACAUAAUGUAGAUGUUGAGAUUCUAUUGGAUACUGAGCAAUCUAUUACUGUAAAGCUGCAGUUCCAAGAUUAUAGUAAGGAUAUGGUGGUCACAAUGGUGUAUGCUAAAUGUUCUGAAGUGGAGAGACUGCAGUUGUGGGACAAUCUAUACCUCUUAGCUAGUAAUAUGACAUCUCUCUGGCUGGUUGGUGGAGACUUCAAUGUUUUAUUGAAUCAAGAAGAAAAAAUAAGAGGUCAACCAGUUUGGCCACAAGAAUAUGAAGAUUUUGCCUUUUGUUUGAAUUCUUGUGAACUACAUGAGAUUCCUUUCAAAAGGAGUCCUUUCACUUGGUGGAAUGGUAGGGCUGCUAAUGACUGUAUAUUUAAGAGAUUGGAUAGGAUGCUUUAUAAUGAUAUCUUUCAGAAUUGGUUUGGACAAUUAGAAGCGGAACAUUUGUUAAGGACUAGUUCUGAUCAUGCACCAUUACUUCAAUGGGAUACAGUCUUAACUGAUGAUGCAUUUCUGUCAUUUAAGCUCAAGAUGAAGAAACUGAAAACUGCCUUAAGUACUUGGAGUAAGACGACUUUUGGGGACAUUUUUAAACAGCUUGUUAUAAGAGAGGAAAUAGUUAAGAUUAAAGAGCAGCUGUUUGAAGAAAAUCCAUCAGAAGAAAAUAGAAUGGUCAUGCAAAGGGCACAGGCAGAACUUAAACUAUAUCUUCAUUAUGAGGAAGAAUUCUUGAGGCAAAAAGCCAGGAUGGACUGCUUUUCUGAAGGUGACAAGAAUACAAGAUAUUUCCAUAGCCUGGUAAAAGGAAGAAGAAAGAGAAUUCAGAUCAGGAGGAUAAAAGAUAAUUAUGGUAAUUGGCUUGAGGAUGUUGAUAGUGUUGCUGCACAAGCUGUCAAUUUUUUCCACAAGCAAUUUACUCAUGAGGAGAUGGCUGUAUUUGAAUUAAAUGGAGAUAGUUCCUGUGGUCCUGAUGGUUUUUCUGGUAUAUUUUAUCAAAAGUGUUGGGAGGUGAUAAAGGCAGAUGUAUAUAGUGUGGUUAAAGCUUUCUUUGAAGGACAAACUCUUCCAAAAUCAAUAACUCACACACAUCUGGUUUUACUGCCAAAGAAGAAUGUUGUUGAAACAUUCUCUGAUAUGAGGCCUAUAAGUCUUAGUAAUUUUAUCAAUAAGGCACAUGGUUUCUUUCAUUCUACAAGGGGUUUCAAGCAAGGAGAUCCAAUUUCUCCUGCUCUCUUCAUCAUUGCUGCAGAAGUUCUUUCAAGGGCCUUAAAUUCUUUGUUUGAUCAGUCUAGUUUUGUGGGAUAUGGGAUGCCAAAGUGGAGUGCUGAUCUGAAUCAUCUGGCAUAUGUAGAUGAUACAAUCAUUUUCUCAUCAGCUGAUAGCCAAUCUUUGCAGAUGAUCAUGGACAUUCUUCAGGAAUAUGAGAAAGUAUCUGGACAGAUGAUAAAUAAGAGAAAAAGUUCUUUCUAUUUGUUCAGCAAGGUAUCACAGGAGUUAAGUGAGCAGGUAGAAACAAUAACAGGAUUUGUGAGAGGACACUUUCCUUUUACAUAUCUUGGAGUUCCCAUUACUCAUGCCAGAAAAAGGAAGGUGGAUUAUACUGAAUUAUUGAAGAAAAUCAAAGACAGGUUACAAACUUGGAAGGGCAAGUUACUAUCCUAUGGAGGAAAAGCAGUGUUGAUCACUAGUGUGAUUCAAAGUAUUCCAAUUCAUGUUUUAUCUGCUAUAAGACCUCCUAAAUGUGUUAUAAAGGAACUACAUAGGAUCUUUGCCGGGUUCUUUUGGAAUAAUAAGGAGGAUGGAAGAUGCAGACACUGGGCAGCUUGGUUAAACAUGUGCAUUCCCAAACAUGAAGGUGGUUUGGGUUUCAAGUCUAUCUAUGACACAUCCAAAGCUCUAUGUGCUAAACUCUGGUGGAAGUUUAGAACCACUAGCUCUCUUUGGGAUAAUUUCAUGUGGAAUAAAUACUGUAAAAAACAAAUUCCUCAAGUGGUUCAAUGGAAGGAAGGGUCACAAGUCUGGAAGAUGAUGUUGGAGGCAAGGGAAAGUAUAGAACAGGAAAUAUGGUGGGAGCCAAAGAUUGGAAGUUCAAACAUUUGGUUUGACAAUUGGACUAAGCUAGGUGCUCUUAAUUAUGUGGUUCCUCAGUCCUGGCAAAUCAAUGAGCAGGUUGAAGAUGUUUCAGAACUUAUGACAGAUGGAAAAUGGAAUAUCAGCAAACUAAUGCAGCUGUUUCCUGAGGAUAUUGUGCAGCAUAUAAUUCAGGAAAUUGACAUUAAGUAUGCAUCAAAUGAAUGGGAUAGACCUUGGUAG